UUAUUUUCUCUGCCCGUCUCUCCAGGGGCGGGGCGAUAAUCAAUCAAUAAAAAGAAAGGGAUGUUAUAGUAGUCAGGGGUUUUUAAUUCUCCUUCCAGCAAGGUAAUCCCCACCUUUUCGACUGAAUUUGGAAUCCGUCUUUCAAACGGCCGUUCAUUAAUUAUUACCGCAAAUACGGUUGAACAUUUCACACAACAGACGAAUUAUGUUCCAUAUACCCCACAACUAGUGUCUUAUCCCGAACUGAUUUUGAACAACCAAAUAGUGUGUCCAUCCAUACUCUUAGGAAGCGAUUAUUAUUAUGAAGUUGAGCCUACUCCUCUCCUUCGCCUACCUUCGGGCCAUCAUUUAAUACACACACUUUUUGGACCAAUCAUAGCUGGGAAAGGGUUUAUUCCACAAAAAACAACCCAGUCGUUAAUAACUAAUUUUAGUACUCACGAAGCUGUAGAAACACCUCCAGCCGAAUUUUUCUCACUAGAAGGUAUUGGUAUAAAUGAUUCGCCAAACCCGGAAGAGAAUGACGUUUUAAAGAAUUUUAAUAAAGAAAUAAAAAUGGUAGACGGUAGAUAUCAAGUUAAACUUCCAUUUAAAGCUUCCCCAGAGACUAUUCAAAUCCCUUCCAAUUUCGGUCUCUGUUGGGGUCGCCUCCGCUCAGUACACACAUCAUUAAUGAAAAAUAAAGAAUUUUUAUUAAAAUAUAAUAAUAUAAUUAAAGAGCAAUUAGAAUUGGGUAUAAUCGAAAUUGUUGAAAAUCCUCACGAAUACUCAUUCCCUCUACAUUAUUUACCGCACCAUCCGGUUAUAAAAGCCUCUAAUGGAAAAGUUAGAAUUGUUUAUGAUGGCUCCGCUAAAAUCGGUAAGGAAAUUUCACUGAAUGAAUGCCUACAUCCAGGCCCAGUAAUACUGCCCGAUUUAAUAGGAUUGUUAUUACGCUUUCGUAUCCCGAAAAUUGCUAUAAUUUCGGACAUAGCCAAAGCUUUUCUUCAAGUUUCUGUCGAUCCAUCUCAUCGUGACGCCACCAGAUUUCUCUGGUUGAAGGACAUUGAAUCACCUCCCUCUCAAUCUAACGUACAGAUUUACCGAUUCACACGUGUAUCAUUCGGUUUAGCGCCGUCUCCGUUUCUUUUAGCGGCUACAAUUCAGCACCAUCUCUCUUUAUUUCCUUCCCCUUUAGCAACAGAAAUUGCAAAAAAUAUCUAUGUAGAUAAUGUCUUUCUUUCAGCAGAAAAUCCUCAAGAAGGUCAAAUCAAAUCCUCAAAUUCUAUAGAGUUAUUCGACAAAGCAAAGAUGAAACUACAAGAAUUUGUUAGCAACUCGAGUGAAAGCAUAUCCCAUUUACCCGAAAACAUUAAAUUAAAGGGUAAUUGUCAAAAAUUUCUAGGUAUAGACUGGCAAACUGAAAAUGACUCACUCUCAAUAAAAGCUCUAUCAUUACCGCCGAAAGAUGCCCCGAUCUCAAAACGGGCCAUACUAACUUUCAUGGCUUCUCAUUUUGACCCUCUUGGGCUCAUUUCACCAGUUAUCCUACCAAUAAAAAUAUUUUUACAGUCGCUUUGGAAUGAAAAGAUAGACUGGGACGAAAAACUUUCUGAACAAUCAAUUGAAGAGUGGAAUUUAAUAACCCAAAGCUGGGACCCUAACUCAAUUAUUACAAUCCCACGACGAAUCUCCCAAUUACCAACAAUUGGUCGUACAUACCAGAUACACUGCUUUACAGACGCAUCGAAUCAAGCGAUGUGUGCAGCCGUUUAUUUAAGAAUUUCGCAUCCUUCCAGCCCCCUCUCCGACAAUUCUUUGAUUUUUAGCAAGAGUAAAGUAAAGCCAAUAAAUAAACCUAAUAAUCUUACAAUACCACGAUUAGAGUUGAUAGCAGCCCUAAUGGGGACUAGAGCCUUAAAAUUUAUUUAUUCCCAAUUAACCUCUGUAAUUAUUGAAAAACCGUUUUAUUUGUGGUGUGAUUCAACCGCGGUUAUCUCGUGGCUAAAUAAUAAAACACCUAUAAAGGAUAUAUUUGUACAAAAUCGAAUAAACGAAAUGAGAAAAUUGCAAGAUUUGAUUGCCACUCAUCUUCCAGGUACGAUUAAUCCCGCUGACAUCGGGUCUAGAGGCACACAAUCACUCAAUUCACUCGGCAAUUUACCACUCUGGUGGAGUGGCCCAGAAUUCCUAAAAUCAUCUCCAGAGAACUGGCCGAAACAAGAAAAAAUUAAGCCCUACAUUUCAAAGGAGUAUAAACAAAAAUCACCAUUACCUGUAGAAACUCCAAUAUUUACAUUUAAUAUAAAUGCUACAGAAGGACUCGACCUUAGUUAUUUUUCACGUUUACCCAAAUUAUUAAGAGUUCUAUCAUAUAUGUUCCGUUUUAUUUACAGAGUAAAAAACGGCCAACCUUUUACGGAAUCUGAAAGUAUUAGUUCAAAAGAAAUGCAACAAUCAUUAAAAAGAAUAAUCAGAAGCGAACAGACGACACAUCCAUAUACAGAACAAGAAAAGGAAUAUUUGGGCAUUUAUAAGGAUCACGAGGAUAUUUUAAGAUGUAAAGGGCGGUUGGGGAAAAGUAAUUUAACUCUUGAAACGAAAGAGCCCAUAUUUCUACCUUCACGUUCUUAUUUAACUUGCUUAAUAAUCUAUGAAACUCACUUACUUAAUAACCAUUCAAGUCCUUUACUGACGUUAUCCAUUAUUCGGAAACAAUUUUGUAUUCCUUCCGGCCGACGUAUUUCGGAAAAAUCUAUACAUAAAUGUUUAUCUUGCAGGAAAUACACUGCUAAACCAUUUGCUCUUCCACCCUUUCCACAAUUUCCCACAGAUAGGAUAGAACAAUCACUUCCGUUCUCGGCCGUAGGCCUGGAUUUUUGUGGACCAUUAUACAUUAAAACACCAUUUCUUGUACCAAAACAAAAGAAAACCACUCAAUUUGAUGUUAAAAAAUAUUGGAUUACCCUCUGGGUUUGUUUAGCUACCAGAGCAAUUUCUCUGGAUUUGAUCCCCGAUUUGACUCUCGACUCUUUUUCACUUGCAUUUAGAGGACAAACCGCAAAACACGGACUACCUAAAACCAUCUAUUGUGACAAUGCCCCAACAUUUAUAGCAACAAAAUCAUUCCUCUCAAAUCAUGCACAAAUUUCUCCCCCAAAAUGGCAUUUCCGUACACCGGGCGCAGCCUGGAAAGGAGGGCAUUAUGAAAGACUUGUUGCCUUAAUAAAAGGUCAUUUGAAACGAACUUUGGCGGGAGGAGCCAUUCCCCGCACCUUUCUUUUUCACGAAGUCUCGACCAUCCUCCUCGAGAUUGAGUUAGUAAUUAAUAGUCGUCCAAUCACCGUAGAUUCGGCUAACCCUGCCGACCCUAGACCAAUAUGUCCUUUGGACUUUCUAAAGCCUUGCGGGCACAAAGCUACACUACAAAUCUUACCCUCCAGCGAAGAAAAAGCUGAUGAUCCUGACUAUACUCCUUUUCCAUUAUCUAACCAACAAUCUUUGUCCAUCUUAUGGGAAAAACUUUCAAAUCGCACAAAAGCGUUUUGGUCCAGGUGGAAAAGUGAUUACAUUCUUUCUUUAAGAGAACGACAUAAAAAGUUGAAUUCCAUCUCUCAAAGAUGGCCGAUCACUAACGAACUAGUAAUUGUUUAUAAUGAAUCGACUCCCAGGUCCAAUUGGUCGUUGGCCGUAAUAAAAAAGAUAUUUUACACAGAAGACAAUUUUCCUAACACUGCACAAAUUAAAUUUCUCAAUGGGAACGUUUCUUUGAGAUCAGUUCACCACUUGUACCCCUUAGAAACCGCCGAUGAGAUAAAACAAAAGUAGGCGGGGGAGGGCGCGGUCGCGAUAAUUCUUAUUUAAUUUCACACCUUUUUCCUAUCCCCAUUCAUUUUUUAUUUUUUUCAAUCAACAAGCUUUAACAAAAGCUCACUUAAGCUAACUUCUUUUAAAAUAAAGCAUUACUCUUUAUGGGAAAUAUUAUUGC
Meloidogyne enterolobii is the source of this 3967-nucleotide messenger RNA. Lineage: Eukaryota; Metazoa; Nematoda; Chromadorea; Rhabditida; Meloidogynidae. The record is from the annotation of a GenBank genome assembly.